This is a messenger RNA of Cylicostephanus goldi, 459 nucleotides long. NCBI's taxonomy places the organism in Eukaryota, Metazoa, Nematoda, Chromadorea, Rhabditida, Strongylidae. The record is from the annotation of a GenBank genome assembly.
CAGCAGAUCUCGUACAAGGAAGGAAACCAUCACUACGUCGGAUUUCUUUCUUUGCAUGUAUCGAAAAAUGAUCGAAUACCUUCCAGAGAUGACAUACUGCGUGCAGUAGAUAAGCUCAAAGUCUUGGGAGGAGGGUUUGAGCUAGUGCCAUUGGGUGGUGGACGCUUCCUUGUACAGUCUGUUCCUGGUGAACUGAGCAUGGAUCAUUCUCGUGUUUUGCAACUUGCGGAAGAUGCGGCUUAUGUCACCAAGGAGCUGAUCAUAGAUAGACUGCGAUGGGACGAACCAAGGGCACAGGCCGUGCUCGACCACCUUGUCAAAGAAGGUUUGGCGUGGGUAGACGAACAAGCUACUGAUACCAUUCAGUACUGGGUACCAUCCUUAUUUCUACAGCAAUAUUGUCACUCGUCGAGUAGCACCAGCGUCUCGGAAAGUCUACAAAGCAUGAGUGCUUAUUAG